Molecule: messenger RNA, 3044 nt
Organism: Neltuma alba
Lineage: Eukaryota; Viridiplantae; Streptophyta; Magnoliopsida; Fabales; Fabaceae
Exons: 12
Coding region: 69-2708 (879 amino acids)
Molecular function (GO): hydrolase activity, hydrolyzing N-glycosyl compounds
Source: RefSeq, a predicted model, not a curated record
UCCUACUUGGUCAAAGCCAGUUCUGUUUUAACAAAGAGUUUGAAAGGAAGGCAUUUCUGGGUUGAUAUAUGAUGUUGCUUUCAAGGAGGUUGCGUGUUGCUGUAAUAAUGGCUAUGGCAGCUCUUAUGGCUGCUUCCUAUGCUGUUGAAGGUAGUCAUCGUCGCAUUCUGUGGGAUAGCGAUAUCGAUACUGACGAUUUCUUCGGAUUCCUUUACCUCAUGAAGCUCAACAGAUCAGAAUUCGAACUGGAGGCGAUCACAAUCAAUGCAAAUGCGUGGACAAAUGCAGGCCAUGCUGUGAAUCAAGUGUAUGACUUACUUCACAUGAUGGGUCGUGAUGAUAUUGCCGUCGGAGUAGGAGGCGAAGGUGGGAUACUAGAAAAUGGCACCAUCCUUGCAGAUGUUGGAGGCUAUCUUCCGAUUAUAGAUCAGGGAUUGACGACUGCAGGAAGUUGCAGAUACAGGCAGGCCAUUCCCGUGGGUGCAGGAGGGCGACUUGACAUCGAUGCAAAUUAUGGCCUUCGCAAAGCUUUCCUUCCACAAGGCAGAAGGAGGUAUACUCCUCUACAACAACCAACUGCUCAGCAAGUUCUGAUUGACAAGAUAUCUGCGGGUCCCAUAACUCUAUUCGUGACCGGAGCACAUACAAAUGUGGGCAUUUUCCUUAUGAGUAACCCCCACCUAAAGAAGAAUAUAGAGCAUAUUUACAUCAUGGGUGGGGGUGUAAGGUCAAGCAACCCAACUGGUUGUUGCCCCAAAAAUGCUAGUUCUUCCUGUGUGCCACAGCAGUGUGGUGACCGUGGCAAUAUAUUCACAGAUUAUCACACUAAUCCAUAUGCAGAGUUCAAUAUGUUUGGAGAUCCUUUUGCAGCAUAUCAGGUGAUUCAUUCUGGUAUUCCUAUAACUCUCGUCCCUCUUGAUGCUACCAACACAAUUCCCAUCAACGAGGCUUUCUUUGAUGAAUUUGAGAAGAGUCAAGACACAUACGAGGCACAAUAUUGCUUCAAGUCAUUGAAAAUGGCUCGUGAUACUUGGUUUGAUGACCAUUUCUAUACGAGUUAUUUUAUGUGGGACUCUUUCAUGAGUGGCAUAGCAGUCUCAAUCAUGAGUAACUCCCAUAACGGUGAUGGAGAAAAUGAAUUUGCUGAAAUGGAGUAUGUGAACAUAACAGUAAUAACUUCCAAUGAACCUUAUGGGAUAUAUGAUGGCUCCAAUCCGAAUUUUGAUGGCAAAAAAGUUCCUAAGUUUAAUUUAAAGGCAGGCGGAAUGCAUAGCGGUCAUGUUCAACAAGGACUUAGAGAUCCAUUGUGCUUUGUGAAGGAUGGGAAAGGAAAAUGCAUGGAUGGUUAUACAGCAGAGGUAAAUGGUUCCAACUCAGUAAGAGUGCUUCUUGCUAAAAAAGCAAAGCCUAACCAAGAUACUGGAAGCCCACUUGACAGAGAAUAUUUCAUAAGCUUCCUGAACGUUCUAAAUAAACAACAAAAUUCUGGGCUAUUCAACUUCACUACGCAGUUUCCUUACUACAAAGAGGUGACUUACAAACCUGAUUUUCAACAUAGAAGACCAGGGAAACCUGUUGUGUUUGACAUGGACAUGAGUGCAGGAGACUUUCUUGCUCUAUUUUAUCUCCUAAAGGUUCCUUAUGAAGUGAUCGACCUCAAGGCUAUUAUUGUCAGCCCAAAUGGAUGGGCCAAUGCUGCAACAAUAGAUGUGGUGUAUGACCUACUGCACAUGAUGGGUCGUGACGAUAUCCCAGUAGGUCUAGGAGAUGUAUUUGCAAUUGAUUCAAAUCCAUUCUUAUCAGAUGUUGAUGGCUGCAAAUAUGCUGGAGCCAUUCCGCAUGGGAGCGGAGGGUUCUUGGAUGCGGACACUCUUUUUGGUCUUGCUCGUAAUCUGCCUCGUAGCCCCAGAAGGUAUACUGCAGAGAACUCUGUAAAGUUCGGAGCUCCCAGGGAUACCGAUCACCCUGAACUUAGACAACCGCUAGCUAUGGAAGUUUGGGAAUCUAUAUCGCCAACAACCAGACAAGGGUCUAAGAUAACAGUGUUAACCAAUGGACCAUUGACUAAUUUGGCCAAGGUCGUAUCAGAGAAAAACAUGAGCUCCUUAAUUCAGGAGGUAUACAUAGUAGGGGGACACAUAAGCGAGAAUGGCAAUGACAAAGGAAACAUAUUUUCUGUACCUUCAAACCGAUAUGCAGAGUUCAAUAUGUUUUUGGAUCCCUUAGCUGCCAAGACAGUAUUUGAGUCUGGAGUGAAUAUCACUCUCAUUCCACUGGAUAUUCAGCGUGAAGCUAGCAGCUCGUUUUCAACGAUGUUAAGAUGGUUGCGUGCAACAGAAAAAACAUCUGAAGCUGUCUUUUCCAUGCGGUUGUUUUCAAGGCUAUACCGCUUGAAGCAAACCCACUACAGAUAUCAGCACAUGGACACGUUCAUGGGGGAAAUUCUGGGCGCAGUUGUAUUAGCCGAUGGCCAUUCCAGCGUUGGUGCAAAAACUGAGGUCAAGCCACUUAAAGUCAUAGCUGAAGGUUUCAAAUCCGGUGAUGGGACAAUUGUGGUAGAUGAAAAACAAGGAAAAUCAGUCCAAAUUUUAAAUCAUGUGGAUGCUGGGAGUUAUUAUAAACUGUAUUCAGAGAGACUCGGUGAUAAGAAUCAGACAGCCAAGUUAGGAAGCUUCAAUGAACAGAGAAGAAAAUGGAGGCAUCCUUGAAAGCAAAGCAAGAGGGGAAGUCCACUUGGCUACUAUUUUCUGCCAAAAGCUGUUCAUCUUUUCUUAUUUAAUGCAAAUGAGGUGUGGCUAAAAGAUUCUUGGAGAUAGACUUCGUAGUUGUGUACAGGUAAAAACAUUGUGAGGCCUUUUCUUUUUGUUAAAGAAGCGUGAGGAUUCGAUAUUGGGAAAUUAAAUCCUGAUCAUGCUCAAUCAAUAGUGAUAUAGAUUCUUUCUGCGUGUCUCUGUCAUGGGCAUUGUCGCUGAUAUGACACCAUUGUAUGAUUGAGUUCAUGUAUAUAAAUGCGCAACAAGACAAGAAUUUUCAAGUUUGUUAUU